This is a messenger RNA of Hypanus sabinus (Atlantic stingray), 2345 nucleotides long. It is a transcript of the gene rnft2, whose product is annotated as ring finger protein, transmembrane 2. Gene Ontology annotation, biological process: positive regulation of ERAD pathway. The transcript has 10 exons. The record is from RefSeq and is a predicted model, not a curated record. Bases 47 to 1402 code for a protein of 451 amino acids. Lineage: Eukaryota; Metazoa; Chordata; Chondrichthyes; Myliobatiformes; Dasyatidae. Gene Ontology annotation, molecular function: ubiquitin protein ligase activity.
CAAUAACAAAGGGCUGUCACAGUCGGGGUGACUGCUUCAAUCCGGAAUGAAUGGGGAUUUCUUUUUCCAAUUUACGACGGACUGGAAGAAGAUGCAGAGAAGGCAUAGUAGUAAUGCGGAUAACAUUCCACCAGAGAGAUCAAGGAGUCAGACAGUUGGUUCAGAGAACAGUGUGGAUGAGAAUGGUGUUUUUGAAGGGCUAAAACCUGAAAGCCCAUCCCCUCAGCAAAUGUUUUCUGGUUUGACAAGUCUGCAGUCAGGCCCAAUCAAUGCCGCUUCAUUCCAGUCCGGCCUAGUUUUGGGGUCUUCGCUCAGUGCCUCAGUUGGAACUGGAGAUGUCUUUAUUCAGAUGACCCCACAGGAAGAGGGAGGCAUUCGCACAGAGAACAUGCAGAACCAUCACCGCCAUCGGCACCAUCACUAUCACCACGGCCACCAUCGUUCAUCCUUGUUGCAUGUUUCUGGUGAUCGCCAUGGAAAUAUGGAAGAUGGCAGUGAUGACCCUGGAACUCCUGCCCCGGCGCUCUCAGAGCUCAAGGCUGCAAUUGCCUGGCUUCAAAAGGGCCUUCCCUUUAUCUUGAUAUUACUGGCAAAAGUUUGCUUUCAACAUAAACUUGGAAUUGCUGUGUGCAUUGGAAUGGCUAGUACUUUUGCUUAUGCAAAUUUAACAGUUAAACACCAAGUUUCAUUAAGAGAAAAAAGAUCAGUACUUACAAACCUAUGGAUAUUGGUUUUCCUCACAGGAAACACAUUGUUUUUGUAUUAUACCUUCAGUGCCCAAGAGCUUUAUAAGAGUUUGAUAUUUCUGAAGACUAGUGUGGAAAGCAUGGAUUUUUUUGAUUUGCUUUGGAUUGCAGGAAUCACAGACUUUGUCCUGAAGUACAUCACAAUUGGUUUCAAGUGUUUGAUCCUCAUUCUGCCCAGAAUUAUCUUAGCUUUCAAGUCGAGGGGAUCUCUUUACCUUCUAAUAGAGGAAGUGAGCCAGUUGUUGAGGUCCUUGAUUCCUAUUCAACUAUGGUACAAAUGCAUCAUGGAAGGACAGUCAUCUAAUAGUUAUCUAUUGGAGGGCAUACUCAUUGUUCUGUAUAGUCUGUGCAAGUUCUUGGAUGUCUGUGGUCGAAUAGGUGGUUUGCGAAAGGCUUUGAAGAUCUUGUGUAAAUCACAGAGCUGUGGUGUGCGAGCUACUAGCCAGCAGUGCAGUGAAGCUGGAGAUGUCUGUCCGAUCUGUCAGGCGGAGUUUCGAGAACCUGUGAUGCUGAUUUGCCAGCACGUCUUCUGUGACGAAUGCGCCUGCCUGUGGUUCGACCGAGAGAGGAGCUGUCCAUUGUGCCGAACCUCCGUCACCGAAACCGUACGCUGUUGGAAGGACGGGACCACUUCAGCGCACUUCCAAGUGUAUUGAAUUCCGAGUGAGAUCGAUCGUCGGCGCUCGAUUCUCACUGCCGAGAGUUCUUAAACCUUUGGCAGCUCCAGAGAUAUGCGUGAAUUUGGCUGCGCAAUAGCUGAGAUCGAGUUUGGUUUGAAGAAAUUGCUAUGUCUUCAAGUAAAUGUCUAAAAGUCUCGUGUUAAUAGCUAUUCCACUGCUUCUAUGUUUAAAACAAUGGGUAUUUCUUAGUGCAUUUGAAUAUUAAUCUUGCCGUUACUUCGUUAAGUAUUUCAGGCGGCUAUUUUUGAUGCCUGUGGUUUGUGAGAAGUAACCUUCAUUGCGUAUUUGCGUACAAGCAAAUCACAUUUACGGUCAUUUAAAAGAUCCCAAAGCGCUUUGCUGGUUAUGAAAACAUUUAUUUUAAAGUUCAAGUGUACCAUUCUAUGAAACUGCAGCUUCAAAACAUGACUAACAUUGUUAAAUUGUACAUACAGUAAGAGUCUAGAACAACUUUCUUUUUUUAAAAAAAAACUUGUACACACAGUUGCAUGCAGUAGAAUCAACGACUCUAUUCAACUGGUAUAAAAUUGUUGUAACAAAAUGUUGCACUCCACAUUUCAAAACAUGCAUAUGUUUUUAAAAAAUUGCUCUGAUGUUUUCAUAAAUGUAAGCGGUGCAAUAAUUUUCGGUCCCACUCCUCCGCAUUCCAGUAGUUUGAUCGGCCCAAGUUUGGGGCUGAGUUUCACUCCAGAGCAACGCCCCGACCUUUAUUGCGUCGAUUGAAUGACUGACAGUCCACCUGCCACCUGCAAAAUAACAGAAACCUUUCAUUUCGGGGUAUUUACAGUAUUGAAUAAAAGUAUUCUAUCUCAAGAUUUAUGUUUUAUGAAAAGUUUUGUUCUAUAACUAUCAUGGCCUUGAUAUUAUGCAACAUGGCUUCAGGGAAGCUCACGAAACUAACUCUCGAGCGCAUCUUAUU